AUGGACAACACAGAAGCCAAAAAUAUCUCUGGGUCUGUAAGUAAGUUCAUUCUCCUGGGUUUCCCCUGCCGCAGAGAGAUCCAGAUCCUCCUCUCUGUCAUUUUCUCCCUCAUCUAUCUUCUGACCCUUGUGGGGAACACAUCCAUCAUCUGUGCAGUGUGGUCCAGCACAAAGCUCCACACACCCAUGUAUAUUCUCCUGGCAAACUUUUCCUUCCUGGAAAUCUGCUAUGUCAGCUCUGAUGUGCCCAAAAUGUUGGCCAAUCUCAUCUCUCAGACCAAGAGCAUUUCCUAUGCUGGAUGCCUGCUCCAGUUCUACUUCUUCUUCUCCAUGUGUGCUGCAGAGGGCUACUUUCUAUCAGCAAUGUCCUUUGAUAGGUUUCUUGCCAUCUGUCGACCUCUGCAUUAUCCCACAAUCAUGACUCACCAGCUUUGUGCCCGCUUAGUAGUCUUGUGCUGGGCUGGUGGUUUUCUAUCCAUUCUGAUGCCUGCAGUUCUUAUGUCCAAGGUCCCCUUCUGUGGUCCUAAUGUGAUUGACCAUUUUUUUUGUGACCUGGGACCUUUGCUGGCACUGUCUUGUUUACCAGUUCCUAACACUACUUUAACUUGUGCUACUGUGAGCUCACUCAUAAUUUUCAUUACUUUUCUCUACAUUCUUGGGUCUUACACCUUAGUUCUGCGAGCUGUGUUGAGAGUUCCAGCUGGCUCAGGCAGGAGCAAAGUUUUCUCUACAUGUGCUUCCCAUUUCUUGGUAGUUUCCCUGUUCUAUGGAUCAGUCAUGGUGAUGUAUGUGAGCCCAGGUUCUAGGAGUCAUCCCGGGACACAGAAAUUUGUGACAUUGUUUUAUUGCAUGGCAACCCCAUUCUUUAAUCCUCUAAUCUACAGUCUCCGGAACAAAGACAUGAAAGAUGCACUGAAGAAAUUGAUAAAAUUGUCAUUCAGAAAUAACACACUACUAAUGGGAAUAAUUGUGAAGUGA
This is a messenger RNA of Octodon degus (degu), 978 nucleotides long. Its product is annotated as olfactory receptor 11H6-like. The transcript has 2 exons. Lineage: Eukaryota; Metazoa; Chordata; Mammalia; Rodentia; Octodontidae. Gene Ontology annotation, molecular function: olfactory receptor activity; G protein-coupled receptor activity. Bases 1 to 978 code for a protein of 325 amino acids. The record is from RefSeq and is a predicted model, not a curated record. Gene Ontology annotation, cellular component: membrane. Gene Ontology annotation, biological process: G protein-coupled receptor signaling pathway.